This is a messenger RNA of Scylla paramamosain (green mud crab), 10484 nucleotides long. RefSeq lists its product as uncharacterized. The coding region runs from base 1824 to 4640 and encodes 938 amino acids. The record is from RefSeq and is a predicted model, not a curated record. The transcript is spliced from 8 exons. NCBI's taxonomy places the organism in Eukaryota, Metazoa, Arthropoda, Malacostraca, Decapoda, Portunidae.
UAUUCAUUCAUCCUUACAGCUUACCAAUCAAAGUAAUUCCUGGGAGAAUAUAGCAUAGGAAUUACUAUUUAAGAUGCAUUAUUUGAUUUCUUUCUGUGUGCCUCGUCUUUGUCCCACAGUUUAAAUUGAAAUAUCCGAGGCAGCUGGGGCGUCAAGAUCAGGAUCAAGUGGGAGCCGUGGCAACGGAGGAAUUGCUCACCUUUCUCAUGGCGUCUCGAGGACGGUACAGGACACACACACGCACACACACACAUGCUGAGUGAUGAAGAGUUCCCAGAAGACAUUGAAGAAGAAAUCCCUUCCUCUUCUGACGAGGAGGAGGAGGAGGAGGAGGAGGGGCCGACCUUUCUUCAUCCCUUGACCCUCCUCCACCUCCACCAUACUGCUGCUGCUGCCGAAGGAGGAGGAGGAGGAGGAGGAGGAGGAGGAGGGAGUGUGUUUCCAGAUAAAGGUUCUGAUGCCAAAUAUAUUCAUGUGUGGGAUACUGGAGAGGAAGAGGAGGAAGAGGAAGAGGAGGAGGAGGAGAGGAUAAGUGGGGGUGAUGACAGAGAAACAGAAGAAGGAAGAAGAGAAGUGAAAACAAACAUUAUUGAAGGAAACAAGAAUGAGGAAGAAGAAGAAAUAGAAGAGGAGGAGGAGGAGAGAAUAGGAGGAACAGAAGAAGAAGAAGGAGGAGAAGAGGUAGAAAUAGAAAUGAAAGAGAGAAAUAAGAACAAGGAAGAAGAAAUAGAAGAAGAGGAGGAGGAGGAGGAGAGAAAGAACAAGGAAGAAGAAAUAGAAGAAGAAGAAGAGGAGGAGGAGGAGGAGGAGGAAGAAGAGAAGAGAAUAGAAAAAGAACAACAACAACAAGAUUCAAAAAAUUUAAUUCCAACCAGCACCAUUGCAUCUCCAGACACUUCCCCCUUUACCUGCUCCCCCAGCCCCUCCCCAGCCACUUCAGGGGACUGGGGGGGCACGGACAGCAGUGACAGCAGCACAAGGGACCGUUCUGUCAGCGAGGUCAGCGUCCCUGUGCCACAAAUCAGCAUAAUAUCGCUAAAUUCACCCAAGGUUCGGAAUCUUGUUCACCAUUUCACUGGCAAUGUUGAGGCAGCGUUGAGCCUCCCCGGGGGUGUUGCCGCAGGGGAUACCACCACAGGGGAGUUGCAUAGGGUACCCUGAUCCCACCGCACCACAGUUUGCCGCAUUCCACCAUAGGGGUGCGAGAGAAAGUGAGUUAUUUUACGGGAAAAUUGUUCGAGAGGAAUGUAAACAAGCCAGUCACUGGAGGUGUUGCCACAGGGGACACAGAGACGCUACCACAGACCAUCCACAGCACCACAGGCUACCACAGCGAGCCACACAGCCUGCCACAGCCCCCAGGACACCGCAAACCCUACCACAGCUUAACAGAAACCACCCAAUCACAUCAACCACAUCACACAUACCACGGCCUUUCACAGCCGAUCCUACCGCAGUCAGGCCUCUCGCAGCCUACCACAGCCUGCCACAGCCUACCCACUACCACAGCGGUGCCACAGAGAGCUUGGCACAGCGCAUUACAACCUCCGUGCCAGAAUGUAAACAAACAAACAAAAAUUGGACACGUUUCUGAUGAGAUUGUGACCUGUCUUCCCUCUUCUUCCUCUUCCUCCUCUUCCUCCUCCUCUUCUCAGCCAAAAACUCCCUUUCUUCCUCCCUCCUCUUCCUCCUCCUCCUCACAGCCUCACACCUCUCUUCCUCCUGCCUCUUCUUGUCUUCCUGCCAAAUUAAGUGAAAUAGCUUGGAGGAGGAGAAGAAAAGAGGAAGAGGAGGAGGAGAAGGAAGAGAGAGGUGCCAACAAAAUGCCAUACAGUGCCACACAAAAUGAAAACAGUGCCAUUUGUGACCACUACAGUGCCAUGCAGAAAGAAAAGCAAGGAAAUGAAGGAGCAGGGUGCCAAAACAGUGACAGGGAGAUGCAGACAAACAUACAGACGAACAGUGGUGCGCAGAACAGUGAAAAAUGGGGAGGAAACAGUGAAAUUGAGGAAAACGAGGAAGAAACGCAGCAGACCACACACGUGAACGUACAAACAGACGCACAGACAAACGCAGGCAAAGAAAACGGUGAAAAACAGCAAAGUGUCACCGGAACACAGCCAAGAAACAGCAAAAAAACACCGCAAAACACACACGCAAACACACACAUCACCGAAAAACACCAGAACACCCCUCGCAGCACCCCCCAACACAACGCCAAGCCACGAAUCAGACCACAGCAUUUGCCACAGCGCCCAAGAGUGAGCGACCUGAACAGCAACACCCCUACACCACCUCUGUCCCCCACACACAGCAGGCCCUUGUCGCAGCAGUCCCGCCAGGCCUCCCGCAGCCUGCACAGCCUCUCCCCCAGGGGCCGCGUGACCCAGGGGCAACGCAGCAGGUCCCUGAACGCAAGCACCGACAGUUUAGGGGUCACCGUCCGGCCGGUUAAGUCCCGUGGCGUUAACCUCGUCCGCAGAUGUGUCAGCACAGCCUCUCUCGACCAGGAGGGUGCUAAAGGCCACAGCAGCACCCAUGGGGGCUUGAGGCGAGCACACAGCACCAGUCUAAGCAGUGUCGGCCCUGGGAGAGCAGCCAGACUUCCAGAUUACAGCCACGUUCAAGGUAAAGUGCGUCAAUACAUCCGCGACAUUAAACAGCAGCGAUUUCGGCCCCCCAGCCACUCCCUGCCGAGCACCCCAGCACGCCGGCACCCCAGACACACCCCAGAGUCCCUGGCCACCUACCGGCACACCCCAGAGCCCCUAGGCACCUCAGGGCUGGACUUAGAGACCUUUCUUCAUGCCACACCGUCUGAGGAGGAGGAGAUGUCGCCGAGAUUUAGAAAACUUCGCAAGGAGGUGCUGGGCUUGGACGGGGGCUCGAAGGAGGUGCUUAAAGAAGUCCUGGAGUUACUGGCAGAGGAGCGAAAGUGUCGAUAUGCCAGUGACACGACCCUGGCAGCCCUACAACUCCAGCAUGACAACUUGAACGCAAUGUUUGCCGAGAAACAGAACGAGAUCGACAGACUUCGGUUCCUACACACGCAGGAGGUAAACAAAGAAUACAUCGUGACCUUGAAGGCAAACCAGGCCAGUUACCGGGACCCCUGCGACACUGCACGACCCCCCAGCACCCCGCCCGACCCCUCCAGGACCUCACCAAUGUGCCCUCUGACCCACUUCCCAUCAGAGCUCUCGGUCAGUGCCCCUUGUCUCAUCAGAGCUACCUCCACCCCAAUUGCUCAUCCAGUACUGAACUUUACUUUUGAUACAGAAGAGAUAGGAGGAGGAGGAGGAGGAGGAGGAGGAGGAGGAGGAGAUAGCAGUGUUGAAAGAGAAGGAGGAGGAGGAGGAGGAGGAGAAAUCAGAGUUUCAAGAGAAGAAGAAGGAGAAGGAACAAGAGGAAGAGGAAUAGGAGGAAGAAGUGGAAGAACAGAAGAGAGAGAAGGAAGAAAAGUGAGUGAAGGAAGGAAGAAGGAAGAAGAGGAGGAGGAGAAGAGGAAGAAUGAGAGAAUAGUGGAGAAAUGGAAGGAGGAGACACAAGGAAUAAUAAGAAAGGUGAAGGACUUAGCCAUCUUACUGAAGGGAAAUGCUCUGAAGGACUCGGAAAGGGACACUAUCUGGAAAUGCAUACUGAAGGAGUACUGGGCAUCCUCGUCACAGUUUCCCCUCAUCUCACUGCUCAGCCCUUCCCAGCUCUCCAGCAGCCUCCUACAGGGCGCUGGGCAGGCCAUACAGGCUGUGGCAACCUUCUACAGUCUACAGGUCAAGACGCAGGCCCCUAUGUGCCCCCUACCUCUGAAAAACCCCAUAGAUUUGAACAACUUCGAAAAAAACCUUGUGUCUGGAUCUGGUAAUGUUUCGUCCGCUGCGGGAGAACCUGUGGGUGUUUCUCCUGGUCCUGUGGGUCGGUCGGGUCCCCAAGGGUGUGUUCUGCCCCCACAGGCGUCUGCAGGCCCCGUGGGAGGUGCUGGGGGCUUAGGAGAGGGCUGUCAAUAUGGUCUAAGUUCCCCCAGUGUUGCCAUCACCACAGGAGGUACCAAGGGGUGUAGCAGUCCCCCACAGACCCCCACUGAGGCCACAGGGCAGGAGACAGCCCCAGGAGAGAAGGGAGGGGCUGGGGAAGAUGAGGAGGUGUUGGCGAGUCCUGUUAAUUCCCAGCAGUCCUUGAAAACAGUGGGGCCUCUUGAAAAGGUCAAGUUAUGGCAGGCAUCACUGCUCAACCCGGAACCUCUCGCUCCAACCUCCCCAUCUUCGAACUCUACCAGCUCCUCCCCCAGCCCUGCCCCAUCCCUCCUCUCCCUUGCAUCUAGUCACUCCUUCACCCCAGACACCUUCCCCACACCCCAGGCCCCACACACCCCUGGGGAGAGGCAGGAACGCACCCCAAACAGCUGUCAUGUCUCGAAAUCAAAUAAAAGGCAGUUUUUGAAGACUUGGGGUUCAAACAGUGGUACCCCCCGCUUCUCCCCCAACCCCACGCCCCCGGACGCCCUCCCGUGCCACCCCGCGGACACCCUGGGGGAGGCUGGGGCACCCCACGCACCCCACACACCCCAGGGAUGCAGACAGUGGGUGCCCGGGAUCAGAGCACAGUUUGAGAUUAAGUCAGAAUGCAAGCCUGGACCCAGUUGACUUCACACUGUCUUGUCAGCCCUCCCACAGCCUCCCACAGCCUCUGAUGGCCUCCCACAGCGCGUCACAGCCUCCUACAGCAUUGGACGCCACAACACAGCCCCCCACAGCACACCAGUCCCUCCCACAGCGGCCAGAAGCAUCACAUGGCAAAACGGUUAACCAAAACGAACAGAUACACAAACUGACACACGUACACACAGCACCAAACGCCACAGAGUCAACGCACAGCAUCUCACAGCAGCCAGAGGGACAGCACAGCAUCAUGGACUCCCCAGACACCCUCACAGCACCACAGCACACAGCAGAGGAUGAAAUAUUAAGCUUAGCCUUUGCAUCACCUGUCGUAAACAGCACUGGGGGAGAUGACAGCACACAGUGGCACACAGCAGGGACCCAGGGACUAGUGAGGACUGAACAGCAAGCCACAGCAUCACCAGACCCUGUGGAUGCUGUGAGGGAAGCAGGACAACCACACACAAUGCACAAGAUCGAGAAACAGACAAAAAGAAGAACCAUCAAUUCGAAGGAUAACUUUAAGACAAGAUUCCUAACUUCUGCUGCUACUUCUGCUGCUACUACUGCUACCACUACUACGGCUACUGCUACAGGGGGUGCGUCUGUGUCCUCCAGCGAUAUUUACCAGAGUAUAUCGAGACUUAGACGAGACUUCACCAUUAUACAAGAUCAAAUUCUCGGAACAGGGAAGGAAAAAAAGAACAUUCGAAGAGCAAGGAGGACCAGAGGAAGACGUGACACUGACACACAAACGCACACACACACAAAACGGAAGCCACUACGGGCUUUAGACCUCUCAUGUGACUCUGGCAAUAGUGACCGCAGUGUUACCAACCCCCUGUGUGACCCUAGCAGCGCGGACAGCCGGAAACAAAGGCUGGAAAGACCAGGAAUGAGGUCAGGGGUCACAGGAGAGGGAAACAGUGCUGGAAUUAGUAAAAGGGAAUACCGGCACACUUCUUCCUCUUCCUCUUCCUCCUCGCCGCAGUUCAGGUCGCCACAGCCUUGCCGCAGCCAGCCACACCCACCGCAGGCCACCACACACCCUCACACAGCGGUGCCAGGGCUCGACACAGCACUGCACAGCCGAGAACAGUCCAUGCCGAAUUCUUUAGUGAUUUAUAUUCAGAAUUUUAACCCCCCUUGUGAGGACAGCGACUACCACCACCACCACCACCACAGCCACAGCAGAUGUAGACACAGAAGAAGGACAAGAUCACAUGAACUCUCCCACACCCUUGACCUGACCACGCAGCUGGCCAGGACCGUACUGAGGCGAUCUGAGAGUCUCCUAACUUCUCUGUCCCAACCCAGUGGCAGAAACAGCCCAAGAAGUAGCCCAAAUGUAGCCUGCCAUAAGAGAUAGCCCUGAGGUAGCUCAAAAAUAGCCCAAAGAUUAGGUUGCCAAAAAAAAUAGCCCAAAGAUUUUAAAGAAUGGGUUUUUUUUAUGUUUUAUUUAUUUAGUUUAUUUAUUUAUUUAUUUAUUUUAGUUGUAAAGGAAGUUAGGAUUUUUUUUUUAGCCAGUGAGUUCUCUAAGUCAAGAAAGCUGUGUGUGUGUGUGUAUGUUUGUGUGUCAGUCAGUCAGUCAGUCAGACAUACAGACAGACAGACAGACUUUACCAAUGAAAGAGUGACAACAACCUCUAGUCUAUUAAAAGUACAGAAUUAAUAUUAAGAGAGAGAGAGAGAGAGAGAGAUAGUAAUUGUAGUGUGUGUGUGUGUGUGUGUGUGUGUGAGAGAGAAAGAGAGAGAGAGAGAGAGAAACAUGAUUAGCUGCCCAGAUCCCCAUUCGAGGCAGCUGAUUGGUUGACAGCUUGGUGCUUGUAUCUGAUUGGUCACCGUGACUUAGAUGCCGGCAGGUGAUUGGUUGGAAUUACUACUGUUACUGUUAUUUUUAAGUUCUGACUAAGAUGUAAUGGAAAAUGUUGUGUUUCUGAUAAUUUUUGGGGUUAUUUUCAAGUUUGGCCAAGUUCUGACUAAGUUCUGAAUUAAAAUAGUGUGUUUUUGUGAAGAUUUUUAGUCUAGGAAAGUUUGGCUAAGUUUUUAUUAAGUUCUGAAUUAAAAUGUUGUGUUUCUGACAAGAUUUUUAUGUUAUUUUCAAGUUUGGCCAAGUUCUGACUAAGUUCUGAAUUAAAAUAGUGUGUUUUUGUGAAGAUUUUUGGUGUAGGAAAGUUUGGCCAAGAUUUUAUUAAGUUCUGAAUUAAAAUGUUGUGUUUCUGACAAGAUUUUUAUGUUAUUUUCAAGUUUGGCCAAGUUCUGACUAAGUUCUGAAUUAAAAUAUUGUAUUUUUGUGAAGAUUUUUGGUCUAGGAAAGUUUGGCUAAGAUUUUAUUAAGUUCUGAAUUAAAAUAUCAUGUUUGUGACAAGUUUUGGGGUUAUUGUCAAGUUUAGCUGAGUUCUGACUAAGUUCUGAAUUAAAAUAUUGUGUUUUUGUGAAGAUUUUGGGUCUAGGAAAGUUUGGCUAAGAUUUUAUUAAGUUCUGAAUUAAAAUGUUGUGUUUCUGAUAAGUUUUUUAUGUUAUUUUCAAGUUUGGCCAAGUUCUGACUAAGUUCUGAAUUAAAAUAGUGUUUUUAGUAAAGAUUUUUGGUCUAGGAAAGUUUGGCUUAGACUUUAUUAAGUUCUGAAUUAAAAUGUUGUGUUUCUGAUAAGUUUUGGGGGUUAUUUUUCAAGUUUGGCCAAGUUCUGACUAAGUUCUGAAUUAAAAUAGUGGUUUUUGUGAAGAUUUUUGGUCUAGGAAAGUUUGGCCAAGAUUUUAUUAAGUUCUGAAUAAAAAUGUUGUGUUUCUGAUAAGUUUUUGAGGUUAUUGUCAAGUUUGGCCAAGUUCUGACUAAGUUUUAAUUGAAAAUAUUGUGUUUUUUGUGAAGAUUUUUGGUCUAGGAAAGUUUGGCUAAGAUUUUAUUAAGUUCUGAAUUAAAAUAUCAUGUUUGUGAUAAGCUUUUUAGGUUAUUUUGAAGUUUGGCCGAGUUCUGACAAAGUUUUAAUUGAAAUUAUUGUGUCUUUGUGAAGAUUUUUGGUCUAGGAAAGUUUGGCUAAGUUUUUAUUAAGUUCUGAAUUAAAAUCUCAUAUUUCUGAUAAGUUUUUGAUGUUAUUUUCAAGUUUGGCCAAGUUCUGACUAAGUUCUGAAUUAAAAUAUUGUGUUUUUGUGAAGAUUUUGGGUCUAGAAAAGUUUGGCUAAGAUUUUAUUAAGUUCUGAAUUAAAAUGUUGUGUUUCUGAUAAGUUUUUGAGGUUAUUGUCAAGUUUGGCCGAGUUCUGACUAAGUUUUAAUUGAAAAUAUUGUGUUUUUUGUGAAGAUUUUUGGUCUAGGAAAGUUUGGCUAAGUUUUUAUUAAGUUCUGAAUUAAAAUGUUGUGUUUCUGAUAAGUUUUUGAGGUUAUUGUCAAGUUUGGCCAAGUUCUGACUAAGUUCUGAAUUAAAAUAUUGUGUUUUUGUGAAGAUUUUUGGUCUAGGAAAGUUUGCCUAAGUUUUUAUUAAGUUCUGAAUUAAAAUGUUGUGUUUCUGAUAAGUUUUUUAUGUUAUUUUCAAGUUUGGCCAAGUUCUGACUAAGUUUUAAUUGAAAAUAUUGUGUUUUUGACAAGUUUAUAAGUGUGAAAGUUUAUGUUAAGUUCAUUGCAGUGAAAUUUGAUGUGUACACUUAACUUAUAUACUCUUAUGGAAACUUACAAGGGCCUCAAAAGUUACUUAGAAAAUAUUAGAGGAAGAAAUGUUUACUUAUUUUGUAUUGUGAGAGGGAGAGAGAGAGAGGUCUGGUGCCUUGUAAAAAUAAUAAUAAUAAUAGUAAUAGUAAUAAUAAUAAUUCGUACAAAAAUAUCCGUCCAUAGAAAAUAUUCAUGUUUUUUAUCACAUCAUUAUUAUUAUUAUUAUUAUUAUUAUUAUUAUUAUUAUUAUUAUUAUUAUUAUUAUUAUUAUUAUUAUUGCUACUACUACUACUACUACUACCACUACUAUCACCGCCAAUUCACUCCCAGCACCACCACCAUUACCACCACCACCACUACUACUACUACUACUACUACUACUACUACUACCACCAUUUAUAUUUUUCCCAUACAAUUAGGCAUAUUAUUGUCAUCUUUUAUAGUAGUAGUAGUAGUAGUAGGCCUAGUCACCAUACACACAAUAUUUCAUAACAAACCUUUAUGUACAUAUUUCUGCAUAUUUCAAUUUCUUAUUUUAUUUAUGUUUUUUUUAUUCAUUCCAGUGAUUUUUAGCAAUACACUCCAUAUUUAGACCUAUGUGUUUGUGUGUGUGUGUGUUAGGUGACCCAGCAUGACCUCUCAUUGUGACCUCUGCCGUUUGAGUCAUGUCUGGUGAGAAAUUGAUGUACACUAGCAUUGAAACCAUUUGAGAUUCAGAUAAGCUGGCCAAUGUUGUGUUUGGGGUGUUUGACUAAUUAAUUAAUUGUGUUUCAAAUAAGCUGGGCAGUGUUUGGUGUGUUUGGCUAAGAAGUAAAUGUGUUUCGGAUAAGCUAGACAGGGUUAUGUUGUGUUGAGGGUGUUUGGCUGAGAAUUAAUUGUGUUUCGGGUAACCUGGACAGUGUUGCGUUGUGUUCAGGGUGUCUGGUGAAGGAAAAAGUGUGCAUUUUGGGUGUCUGGUGAAGGGUAAACUGUUGUAUUUUGGGUAAACCAGUAGAAUAUUUGGACAAGUUGUGUUUGUGAUGAAAGAAAUUGUGCAUAGAAUAUUUAGGCAUUUUUUUUUUUUUUUAAUUAAGUACAGAUGUGGUGUGUGUUUUUUUUUUGUGUUUGGUAAAGGGUAAACUGUUGUAAUUGAGGUAAAAUGGUGUUGAGGAUUGUGAAGAUUUUGUUAACUUAUAUAUUUCAUUGUAUCUGAUUCUUUUGUCUUCUUCCUCCUCCUCCUCCUUUUCUGUCUUUCUUUCUUGUGUUCCUUCUUCCUCCUCUUCUUCCUCCUCCUCCUCCUCUUCUUUCUCUUCUUCCUCUCCUCCUCCUUUUCUGUCUUUCUUGUGUUCCUUCUUCCUCCUCUUCUUCCUCUCUUCCUCCUUCUCUUCUUUCUGUCUUUCUUGUGUUCUUUCUUCCUCCUCCUCUUUCUCUUCUUCCUCUCCUCUUCCUCCUCCUCCUCCUCUUCUUUCAGUCUUUCUUUCUUGUGUUCCUUCUUCCUCCUCCUCCUCCUCCUCUUCUUCUUCUUUGUCUUUCUUGUGUUCCUUCCUUCUCUUCUUCCUCUCUUCCUCUUCCUUCUCUUCUGUGUUUCUUUGUUGUGUUUUGUUCCUUCUUCCUCCCCUUCCUUCCUCUUCUUUCUCUUCUUCCUCUCUUCCUUCCUCUUCUUUCUCUUCUUCCUCUCUUCCUUUGUCUUGCCUCUUCUUCCUGUCUUCCUCUUUUCAUUUAUUGUUUUAUGUUCCUUCCUCCUCCUCCUACUCCUCUUCUUCUUCUUCUUCUUCUGUUUCUCCAUACUCUUUCAUUCUUCCACAGUCAUCCUCUUCACUUCCAUGUCUUCCUUUAAUUCAUCUGUACCUCCUCCUCCUCAUCUUCCUCUUCCUCUCUUCCCUGUGUAAGUAAAAUUCACUUCCAUGUCUUCCUUUAAUUCAUCUGUACCUCCUCCUCCUCCUCUUCCUCUCUUCCCUGAGUCUUUAAGUAAAAUUCAGGUUUGUUAUUAUUAUUAUUAUUAUUAUUAUUAUUAUUAUUAUUAUUAUUAUUAUUAUUAUCUUUUAUCAAGUUAAUAUUUUCUUGUGUUAUUUUUUUACUACUACUUAUUAUUGCAACAUUCUAAACUUUUCUAGUAAAGAUAAAAGUUUAAUAUUAGAGUCAGAAAGGAGAGAGAGAGAAAAAAUUUAAUCUUAACCCUUUAUUUUCUUAAUGUCUUAUAAACUUUAACAGAA